Molecule: messenger RNA, 1599 nt
Organism: Protobothrops mucrosquamatus (brown spotted pit viper)
Lineage: Eukaryota; Metazoa; Chordata; Lepidosauria; Squamata; Viperidae
Gene: DENND11
Product: KIAA1147 ortholog
Exons: 9
Coding region: 1-1350 (449 amino acids)
Cellular component (GO): cytoplasm
Source: RefSeq, a predicted model, not a curated record
AUGGUGGAGCAAGCCGACGACGCGCCGCUCCUUUUCUGGGCCGAGGGCCCGGCCGUUUCCUUGCCGGAGCCCGGGGAGCCCGGCAGCUGGGGGGGCUGCCGCUCCUCCUCCUCCUCCUCCUCGACGUGGAGGAGCGGCGGCAAGGGGGAGCCGGGGCUGGCCGGUCUCGGGAGGCGACUCCAGGAGCAGGAACCGGGGCAGGUAGAGGAAGACCAGAUCGUGGCAGUGUUUGUGGUCACUUUUGACUCCCGCACGGGUAAUAUGGUCGAAUGGUGUUUGCCACAAGACAUUGAUCUGGAAGGUGUUGAGUUCAAAUCUAUGGCCAGUGGAUCCCAUAAAGUCCAGUCUGAUUUCAUUUACUUCCGGAAAGGCGUUUGCUUUGGUUUGGCUUGUUUUGCCAAUAUGCCUGUGGAGAGUGAAUUGGAACGUGGUGCGCGGAUGAAAUCUGUGGGCAUUCUUUCUCCUUCCUACACUCUGUUGUACAGAUACAUGCACUUCUUGGAGAACCAGGUCAGGCAUCAGUUGGAAAUGCCAGGACAUUACUCUCACUUGGAAGCCUUUUACGAUGACAAGAAAGGGGUCUUCCCAGCAGGCACUCUUGUUUCACAGCAACCCAUCCACUGGCUGCCUUCCAUCCACAAAUAUAUGUAUCCAGAGAUGAAGAUCACCCACCCUGCAGGCUGUAUGUCUCAGUUCAUCAAGUUCUUUGGAGAGCAGAUUCUGACCCUCUGGAAGUUUGCCUUGCUUCGCAAGCGCAUUUUGAUAUUUUCCCCACCUCCCGUCGGCGUGGUCUGCUACAGAGUUUAUUGCUGCUGCUGCCUUGCCAAUGUCUCCUUGCCGGGAAUUGGAGGGACUGUCCCCGAGUCUAAGCCAUUUUUCUAUGUCAAUGUAGCCGACAUUGAAAUGCUGGAGACUGAAGUAUCAUAUGUAGCCUGCACAACAGAAAAAAUCUUUGAAGAGAAGCAGGAUCUCUAUGAUGUCUAUGUAGAUAACCAGAAUGUAAAGACACAUCACGAGCAUCUGCAACCACUCCUGAAGAUUAACAGUGCAGACAAGGAGAAGUAUCAGAGACUUAAUGAUCAGAGACAGAUGCUGAUGUACUCCCAGGAAGUAGAUGGUGACUGUAGUUCUUGUGAAGAGGACCUCUUCAUCUUGUUCUUCAUGGAGCAGAACAACCGGAUAUUUCAGACAUUGAUGGAGAUAUCAGCCAGCCAGGACAAGACAUUGACAGCUGACCAUGCCCGUGGAAUGGGUUUGGAUCCUCAAGGCGACCGUAGCUUUCUCAUGGACCUCCUGGAAGUUUAUGGCAUUGAUGUCAUGCUGGUCAUUGAUAAUCCUUGUUGUACUUAGAAGUGGUGGGUGCUGGAAGGGUGAGAGAAGCAGAAUUCACACAUGAGUGGAUGGCAAUAACUGUUAAAAGACUACAGGACGAACUGGUGGAACUUGCCACAACUCAUAUUGUGAAGUAUUGCCUUUUAUUUAAGGGAGCACUCUGCAGGAAGUGUUAUUUAUUUUUAUCCGGUUAAUAAUUGUUUUCAAAUGGAUCUCAAAGAAGAUACUAUUCUUCCCUACCCACAAUAGCUUGGCUCAGGGGUUCCC